UCAAUAAUGAAGGAAAAAAAAUGGAAAUUUCAUUCUGAUUUAGUAAACGAGUUUUGAUAAAAUGUGCGACGAAAAUAUUUACAGUACUCCUAUAAUGUUUAUACACAAAGCACGGCUUUGAACAGCACAAAUCUGAUUCCGUCUUUGGAAUUGUAUUGGUGUUUCGCAUACAAACGAGAAUUAUGUGAAUGAUUCAAAAUAUAAAAAAAUGUAUGGAUAAAAUUAUCUUGUUGUUUUUGCAGGUUUGAAGCGAAGUGUACCUGAGAAAAACAUCCAAAGAUAAAUAUAAUAAAGAAGAAGUAGUCAAAAAUGUGCAACUGAAUGUGAUAUAACUUUGUAAGCAACAAUUUUGUGUUUUAUGCAAAAAAAUAUAAGUAUAAACGAGUUGUAAAAAAUACUUCGAAAUGGCCAAUGAGAUGGUAUCGAAUGGUAAAAAUAUGCAAGGUUUUGUAGUUGGUGGUGCAACAUCAGGACUGACACGCGAACGCAGCUUCGUGCGUACACAAAACCACCAGAACAAGAGACGUAGUCUUGCUUUCACAAUGCAGCAUGAUAUUCAGCAGCAGCAACAACACCAACAAUUGCGUUCGAAGAGAGCUAUAGAAAUAUAUCGACCGCCAAAUGGUGCUUCAGCUCAAAAUAAACUCAAUGUGAAUGCCCCUGAGUUUACGGUCAAUCGCGAUGUGCAAAACACGCAGCCUGUUGGAUUCUUCUCUUCACCAAACGCACAAUAUCUGCAGCACUCAAAGUCAAGUGGGAAUAUCCAACAUCAGAUUCAAUUAGCAGUUGCUAGACACCACGCUGAGCAGAUGACAAACAUAAAUUCACCCCGUACAAUUCUGGUUUCGCAUCCUAUACAGCUUCAGCGAAUGGGUUUAGGAGUGGACAGUGUACCAUCGAGUACAAUACCGAUGAGUUCUACUGCUUCAAAAGUGAAGUUUGCGGAUCAAACAGGCAAUCAAGAGCUAAAAUCUAUGAAUUCAAAUAAUACAAAUACGAAUUCACUUCAGAGAUCAAAAUCAUUGUCGUCUGCUGAUGCACUAGCAAGGGGAAUCGCUUCACUUGGGCUGGUCAAUGUGGGAUGCACAAAUGAAGCAAAUGACAUUGGCACAUUCAAACCAGAAAUUCAAGCUAUUGUCGAACAAGCGCUAAUCGAUCCAAACAAAUUGAACGCUCGCACUUUGAUGGUUUUGGCAAAUCAAAUAAUGCAAAGAGCUGUCGAAGGGAGACGAUUUGCUUUACCAGCAUCACGGUUCUGUAUCACAAUAAUUGCGAAAGAGCAAAAGGAAACGUACUUAGAAGCUUUACUCAAUACGUGCCGACUAUGGUACCAGGAACGUGGGGUGGUGUUGGGUUCACCACAGAAGAUUAAAAACUCUGCAAGACCUAGAUUUACAGCCUUCAUGGCGUUUCUCACUGAAAUGUUUUGUCAAUUGAAGAGACGUCAAUUACAACUACGGACUAAAUGUGAUGGUGUACCGCCCCCUAUCGUUUUGCUAACCGUUUUAUCGAAAUGCUGCGAGGAAAGCGUUAGAUCCCCAGUUCGAUCAUUAUCAGAGAUUGAAUGUUUAUUCUACGUUUUAACUUGUGUUGGACGCGACAUUGAAACACACCUUCCUCAACAACUGGAGAUAUUGCUCUCCUUGGUCCGUGACGCGUUUCUGAACUCGAGUGCUUCCGCCCCAACAAUUCGUCGAACUUUGUUGAUGAUUAUUGAGCUUCAGGCUUCUCAUUGGCAGCUGUCUGGGAACACCGUUCUGUAUUAUUAUCCGACAACAAAAUGAUUAACCGCUGAGAUUAUGUGGUGGGAAAAUGGCCCCAUCACACAUUUUGUGACACAUAAUCAGCACUAUUUUGCCAGAUACUUUUCUUUUUGAGCUGAGUCUCGAUCAUUAUUCAUUUAUUCAUAACGAAAUCGAACGACCAACUAACAACCACUUACAACGAUAUAUGUAUCAUACAUGUAUAUGUAUGUAUGUAUAAUUUUUUUUCUGAAUAAUACACUAAUCGAAGGAACGCCAAUUGUGCAUUGUUGAUUUGCUGAAAGCGCGUGUGAAAAACAAACACCGUGACGUGCUAUUAAAAAAGUGCAAAGUAAAAGCGUAUGAAAUGCAAAAACAAAUGAAUAACGUAAAAAAAACAUCGACAUCGAUACAAAACAAUCUUCAUACUGAAAAAUUAGCGACCGGAAAUUGUUAAAAUUACAUGUUAUACAUUUUUCGUAAUUCUUCUGGUUCCAGGUGGUACAUAUUGAGCCACGAAAGUUUUGUCAUAUGCGCGUAUAUCUUUUGUGGGCUGUUCGGAUCAAACGUUUUCGCACCCUCUGUAAAGAAUAAUGGACUUAACAUAUAUGUUUGUAUAUAUAUACGUCCGAUUGAAAUUAUAUUGAAUAACCAUUGACACUAAUUUUCUUUCCAACAUUUCAAAUAAUUUAUUGAACUUACUAGCAUAGAUACAAUGCAUCUUCAACAAAAAUAAUCGAAUAUUGGGAAUAUAUUUUCCAUAUAUUGGCAUAUAUUACAAAUACUAGUCAUUUAGAACAAAGUAUUUAUUUGCGAUAAAUUAGUUAUAAGAUGGCAAUGAAUAUUUUCCUGAAUAAAGUGUCACUAAAAUCAA
Molecule: messenger RNA, 2616 nt
Organism: Sitodiplosis mosellana (orange wheat blossom midge)
Lineage: Eukaryota; Metazoa; Arthropoda; Insecta; Diptera; Cecidomyiidae
Exons: 6
Coding region: 405-1784 (459 amino acids)
Biological process (GO): regulation of translational initiation
Cellular component (GO): cytosol
Molecular function (GO): translation activator activity; RNA binding; protein binding
Source: RefSeq, a predicted model, not a curated record